Messenger RNA from Otolemur garnettii (small-eared galago), 1626 nucleotides. It is a transcript of the gene WRAP73, whose product is annotated as WD repeat containing, antisense to TP73. The transcript is spliced from 12 exons. Gene Ontology annotation, cellular component: mitotic spindle; MWP complex; microtubule organizing center. The record is from RefSeq and is a predicted model, not a curated record. Lineage: Eukaryota; Metazoa; Chordata; Mammalia; Primates; Galagidae. The coding region runs from base 69 to 1433 and encodes 454 amino acids. Gene Ontology annotation, biological process: microtubule anchoring at mitotic spindle pole body; protein localization to mitotic spindle pole body; mitotic sister chromatid segregation. Gene Ontology annotation, molecular function: protein binding.
CGGCCGCGGAGGCCCGCGGCUGCGGUUGCGGUCCGCUGUGGCGCGGAGCGUCCGGGUGAUCGGCGGCCAUGAACUUCUCCGAGGUGUUCAAGCUCUCCAACCUGCUCUGCAAGUUCUCCCCCGACGGCAAGUACCUGGCUUCCUGCGUUCAGUACCGGUUGGUGGUCCGAGAUGUGAACACGCUGCAGAUCCUCCAGCUGUACACGUGCCUGGACCAGAUCCAGCAUGUGGAGUGGUCGGCAGACUCCCUCUUCAUCCUGUGCGCCAUGUACAAACGAGGCCUUGUGCAGGUCUGGUCUUUGGAGCAGCCCGAGUGGCACUGCAAAAUAGACGAGGGCUCGGCAGGCCUGGUGGCUUCGUGUUGGAGCCCAGACGGGCGCCACAUUCUCAACACGACGGAAUUCCACCUGCGGAUAACCGUCUGGUCCUUGUGCACAAAAUCCAUAUCUUACAUCAAAUACCCCAAAGCCUGUCAGCAGGGAAUCACCUUUACCAGGGAUGGCCGCUACAUGGCCUUGGCGGAGCGGCGUGACUGCAAAGACUACGUGAGCGUCUUCGUCUGCAGUGACUGGCAGCUCCUGAGGCACUUUGAUACGGACACCCAGGAUCUUGCAGGGAUCGAGUGGGCCCCGAAUGGCUGUGUGCUGGCUGUGUGGGACACCUGCCUGGAGUAUAAGAUUCUGCUCUACUCCCUGGAUGGCCGGCUGCUGUCUGCAUACUGUGCCUACGAGUGGUCACUGGGCAUCAAGUCUGUGGCCUGGAGCCCCAGCAGUCAGUUCCUGGCGGUUGGGAGCUAUGAUGGAAAGGUGCGCAUCCUCAACCACGUGACCUGGAAAAUGAUCACGGAGUUUGGGCAUCCUGCGACUGUUAAUAACCCCAAGAUAGUUGUGUAUAAGGAAACCCAGAAGAGCCCGAUACAGGGGCUGGGCCGCCUCCCCCUCCCGCCCCCCAGGACCACCUCUGAGAGUAAAUAUGAGAUCGCCGCCAUACCAGCCUCCCUGCAGACUCUGAAACCUCUCACCGACAGAGCGAACCCUAAGAUUGGCAUAGGGAUGCUGGCCUUUAGUCCUGACAGCUACUUCCUGGCGACAAGGAACGACAAUGUCCCCAAUGCCGUCUGGGUCUGGGACAUGCAGAAGCUGAGGCUGUUCGUGGUGCUCGAGCAGCUGUCCCCUGUGCGCUCCUUCCAGUGGGACCCGCAGCAGCCCCGGCUGGCCAUCUGCACUGGCGGCAGCAAGGCCUACCUGUGGUCCCCAGCAGGCUGCGUGUCCGUACAGGUGCCUGGGGAAGGUGACUUCUCCGUGCUUUCUCUGUGCUGGCACUGCAGUGGGGACUCGCUGGCCCUCCUCAGCAAGGAUCACUUCUGUCUGUGUUUCCUGGAGACCGAGGGGAUCAGCCCAGCAGCCAUCAGUCAGCUGGAUGGCCACAUGUAGGCACUGUACAGCCACAUCUGUGGGAACAGGAGCCACCCUGCACACUUCCCUUGUGGGAAGGAAGUUUCCCUGGGAGGUUCCCCAGUGUGAUGGUCCAAAUUCAGUGAUUUGGUUCUAUUUUUCUAUCGCAAGGCAUUUUUGUAAAUAUGUAUAAAACUAAUUUUUAUUUAAAAUAAAUAUUUGAUAAUUUAUA